UUUUCGCUCAGGUCCAAGGUCAAUAGUUCACUUAAACUAGCCUAAGUAUACAGUCGUUUUUUCUUAUCAUGGCUAGUGUCACUUCGGAGAAAUUUGGUAAAACGCAAGAUGGUCAAGAUGUUACGAGGUAUGUGUUCACAAAUAAGAACAACCUGGUUGUGAAGAUUAUGGACUAUGGUGGAACAAUAACAGAUAUUCUGGUUCCAGACAAAGCAGGGAAUGUGACUGACAUCUGCCCUGGGUUUGACAGUCUUCAAGGAUAUGAAGCAAAUCCUAUAUACAUGGGUGCUAUCAUUGGUCGUUUUGCUGAUCGUAUUGCUAAUGGUACUUUCAUAUUGGAUGGGGUUAAAUACCAGCUCAAUUGCAUGGACUUGAAUGAAUCAGGACAUUUUCUACAUGGUGGGAAGAAAGGCUUUGAUAAGAUGGUGUGGAAGUCACACCUGGAAGGCAGUAAGCUGGUUUUGAAGUAUGUCAGUGCUGAUGGGGAGGAAGGGUUUCCGGGAGAACUGACGACCACCGUCACGUACGAACUGACAGAUGACAAUGAACUCAACCUUACCUACACAGCAACAACAACAAAAGCGACACCACUCAAUCUGACCAACCAUGUGUAUUUCAAUAUAGCAGGGCACGACAAUGGAUCAUUAGAUAACCAUAUGGCAACAGUGAAUGCUGAUACUUAUUUGCCAAUGAGUGACAGUUACAUACCUACAGGUGAAGUCAGGAAGGUUGAUGGAUUGCCGCAGGAUAUGAGGCAGCCAUCUCGUCUCGGAGAUAGAAUACCGAAUAUUCCUGGAGGGGUUGGAUUUGUGUGUUAUUACAUUUUGGACAAUAAAGGAGAAAAGAAAUUUGCAGCUAGAUUCGAAGCAUCAGGUCGUUUUAUGGAAUGUUACACAACUGAGCCUGGACUGAUGUUCUACACAGGGUAUUAUCUUAACAACACUGGCAAGAAUGGGGCCCAUUACGGGAGGUAUUCAGCAUUCUGUCUGGAAACUCAGCAAUAUCCGGAUAAUGUCCAUCAUGAUAAUUUUCCAAACAGCAUCUUAAGACCUGGCGAGACCUACAAACAGUCAACAACAUACAAGUUUGGAGCUUCAUCUUGAUCUGUUAACUCUUCAAAAAGAAGGUUACAAAGUUAACACAUCCAAGUACAGAAAUUAAAACAGAAGUUGUUAUAAAACUUUGGAAAUUAAUAUACACUUACUUAAUUUAUUAGUAGUUUUAAUAAGUGCAAUAUGUAAAUUUUUACAAUGAAGCAGAUCAUUUAUGUUUUCUUCUUUGCUUAAUUUUUAUGUAGAAAAUAGUCAUAUGUUAAACAUAUUACAAUAUUAAUACGUAGGACAUUUUGAAAUGGUCAUGAGACAUACUAACAUAAUUAUAUUGUGACUACAUUAUGUAUGCUUUAGACUGGUAUCAUCAUAUUUCGUUCUGUCCAUAACUAACGUAUUUGUAACCCCUGUAACAAUAAGGUCAAAACUGCAAACCCAUACUAAAAAAAAAAAAAAAAAAUGUUUUGAAAUAAGUAUUGCAAUAUAGUUAUUAUUUAAUAUUUAUGGGUUCUUUUUAAAUUAAAGCAGAAGUAAUAAAUUAUUUUAAAAUUUAAUCCAUAUUUUCCUUCAAGAAAAUGAGCAUAUCUACUACUUCUGGAUUCAGUGCUACCUUCUGUGCUGUUACUAUGUCCCCGACUGUACUGUCCAUGCCUUGUUAUCAGAUUAUAGUAGUUAUUUACUGUGAUUAGGGGGAGGGGGUUUAUUUACAAAUAAGGGCUUAUUUUCUUAAAUUCUUUGAAAAGGGAGCGGCCUGUUCAAAGAAACAAUAAUGUGAAAAAAUUCUGACAAUUUUUUCAUAGCGUUACUGCCAAACAGCUGUAAAGGGUUGCAAACAAAUCACUACACAUUUUUACAUCGAUUACAGCUAAUUUUGUGGGUAAAAAUAAUGGAAAUACAGGGUAAGAAUGUCUCAGGUUAGCACAUUUUCCCCCAAAUAUUAAUAUUGAGGAUUUGCUCCAGCACUAGGGGGACAGUUGCCUCUCCUAUUCCCAUGUAAUGACUAGCAUAGGUUAAAUAUAUGUAUGUGUAUAGUUUAUAUUUUUGAAAUGAUUUUGGAGUAUAUUUUAUUAUCUAUUUUUAACCUUUACUUGCAAUGUUACUCAAUUGUUGUUAAUGUUUCACUAUUAAUAUUCAUUCUGUACUGAAAGGUAUUGGCAGCUAAAGAAUAAUUGCAAAUAUUGUGUUAAAGCUUGGCUAAAAGUUCACUACAUUCCUGUUUCCAAAGAGUUUAAUAUAGGGUUUUACAUUAUGUUUUUGUAGUAAUGGCAUUAUGUCUUAUACUUGAAUAAUAUGCCAUACUAUCACAAUAUUAUGUAUGUUGCAUGCAGUCACAAGUACAAUUUGGACAUUUUGACAUAUUCGUAUUUCAUAAUAAUCAAUGAAAAUUAUGUGCUGUUUUCAAUAUAUUACUUAGCUUGGUCUGCAUACUUUAAUAGUGGCUGGUACAUUUUUAUCAUUAUGCAUUUUGGCAUAACUGUCGGCAUAAUAUUCAUUGGUAGUGGCUUGUAGAAAAAUUAAUUUCAGGAAGAAGAAUGGUGUGCUGGAUAAAGUAAUACAUAAAUAAUGUAUACCGAAAGAAGAAAAAAAAAAAAUAUAUAUAUAUAUAUUAAAUAGAUCGUCUAAUUAAAAGUCUUAAUGUUGAUCCAUACAGUAUUUACUUUUUGAUUAGGAUGUUCCGCUAUUCUGGAGGUCCAAUAAUUCAACAAUACUCGUCAGUAAUAUGGCUCAUUUCAUGGCCUUUGUGCUUCAGUGUUAUCUGGGAAUAGGAUUAGUAUCUAUGGAGUAAUGAACCUUCAGAAUACAGACAUCUCCCUUUUGUCUUUGAUUUACAUUCUAUAUUUGUAAUUGUUGAAAUUUGGCCUCUUCUGGGCAUAUUAUGCAAUAAAGAUUUAUUUUUCUGUAAA
Gigantopelta aegis is the source of this 2953-nucleotide messenger RNA. Its product is annotated as galactose mutarotase-like. The record is from RefSeq and is a predicted model, not a curated record. Gene Ontology annotation, molecular function: carbohydrate binding; aldose 1-epimerase activity. The transcript is spliced from 8 exons. Lineage: Eukaryota; Metazoa; Mollusca; Gastropoda; Neomphalida; Peltospiridae. The coding region runs from base 69 to 1103 and encodes 344 amino acids. Gene Ontology annotation, biological process: beta-D-galactose catabolic process via UDP-galactose, Leloir pathway; glucose metabolic process.